Molecule: messenger RNA, 480 nt
Organism: Paramecium pentaurelia
Lineage: Eukaryota; Ciliophora; Oligohymenophorea; Peniculida; Parameciidae
Source: the annotation of a GenBank genome assembly
AUGGCUAACCAAGAACUCUCCAAAAGUCUAGGAGAUGAAAUAUUACAUCAUCUUGAAAGAAAUGCUAAUAUAUACAUACAAACUUAGGAUUAACAUAACAAUAAAAUUGAUGAUCAAACACCUUAGAUGAUGAUUCCAAUUAUAAAUAUAUCUCCUUAGAUUUCAAGUCUUAGAGAAAUUAAAUUAGUCAACUCCCUACUGGAAAAUGGAGAUGGAUAAAUUCAUUCUGUUAAACUCAUUUGCAGAAAUUGCAAAAAAUAAGUAAAUAUUUAUUAAUAUUGUUAAAAGGUUUAAACUAAAUUAAGCAGAAGAGUUGGGAGUGGUACAUUUAUAGUUUCAUGUGUUCUACUUCUAUGUUCUUUUGGAAUCUGUUGUCUAGCUUGUCUACCUUGUUAUGUAGAUGAUUGUAAAGACAUCAUUCAUCUUUGUCCAGAUUGUAAACAUCCAAAUGGAUCAACGCCGUACUCAAUUUUUUAAUGA